Messenger RNA from Plasmodium cynomolgi strain B, 3156 nucleotides. Its product is annotated as zinc finger containing protein. Gene Ontology annotation, molecular function: mRNA binding; metal ion binding. Lineage: Eukaryota; Apicomplexa; Aconoidasida; Haemosporida; Plasmodiidae. The transcript has 2 exons. The record is from RefSeq and is a predicted model, not a curated record. Bases 1 to 3156 code for a protein of 1051 amino acids.
AUGAAUGAAAAAAGUCACAAGCAAGCACCUCAGGUGCAAUCAGAAACGUUGUCACUGAUAAAGAAGCAAUUUUUUAAAACGAAAAUGUGCCCCUUCCAAAAAAAUAAAAACUACUGUCUAAAUGAGUCUAACUGUCAUUAUGCUCACAGUAUUGACGAGUUAAAGCCAAUGCCUGACUUGAGAAAUACGAAGCUCUGUGAUUAUGUGAAGAAAAAAAUACCCUGUCGAGAUGAUAACUGUAAAUUCGCUCACGACAUUGAUACGCUGAAGCCAAGCGUACACUUGGCGACGUACAAAUCAACUAUCUGUAGCUUUUGGGGAAAGGGAAAAUGUUUUAAUGGAAAUAAAUGUAGAUUUGCACACGGAACGGAAGAUAUAAAAACGAAUGAACAGAUAGACAUAUUGCAGGGUUUAAAAUGUAGCAAGAAAAAUAAAAAUAAAAUAAAGAACAGUGUCACUGAUCUGAAACAAGGAACUGCUUCUACCUACUCAUUCGACACGUGUGAUUAUUCUGUUAAUGGGUCUUCAGAAAAUACAAACGUGUCUUCAGAAAAUACAAACGUGUCUUCAGAAAAUACAAACGUGUCUUCGGGAAAUACAAACGUGUCUUCAGAAAAUACAAACGUGUCUUCUUCAUACGACAAAGACAGGGAUUCCUUUAUCUGCAGAAGGAACGUAAUAAAAAAUGAAAAUACGAAAAUAAAAAGCAAAAAGAGAACACCCCAUUUGGACAGUGAAGUAACCACAAGAGAGGCGAGAGAGGCGAGAGACAUAAGGGAGGCGAGAGACCUAAGAGACACAAAUGACUCCUUCGAUAAGGACACGGCGGAUGGAGAUUUCCACCUUCCAGACAGCAGCAACGGAAAUUCUAUUAAAGAGGUCCUGAGCAAAAUUGAGAAUCUAGCCCUGUCUACCUUUAUAGAAAAUAAUGACAAAUACACCAAGGUUAUAAAGUACCUUUUGAACGAAAAUAACCUCCUGAAGGAGUCCAUUAAGAAGGACCAGAGUGGCACCCUGGUGGAGAGGGACUUCCCGGGCGCUUCGAAGCGAGGCGACGCGAAGCAGCGCGGCGCCAAGGAGGGCGUUCUGGAUGCAGGCAACGAAACCCAUUUUGGCUACCCCUCCACCGUCGCAGUAGCAGCGGCAGCCAUCAACCGCAACCUCAACGGUGACGACGACUUGACCAAGUGUGUGCUUCCAGAAGACGACACAGACAAUUACGUAUUCACAAAUGAGAAGAGAAACACGAAGCAUGUCAUGUCCAAUUUUGAUGACGGGAUCAAGGCAGACGAAAAUCUUAACAGCAUAAUCAAAACCAUAGAUGACAUUCUAAUUUCUCAAAAUGUAGGAUCAUUUUCCAGCGUGAAAGAUAUGAACAGUGCCCACGAAAUCAGAGAUGCCUUUUCUGUUAAUAAUAGUGGAGAAAUAACUAACAGAGAGUAUGCAAACUUGAUGAGUAAUGCGAAAUCGUUCGAAACGGAGAGAAGUGUAUACAAUCACAAUGUUAACUUAAGUAACGUGGCGCAUAAUGGGAAACAUAUGGCAAUCGGAGAGGUCCAGGAAGAGGUGUCAAACCAACCGUUUGAGGAAGGCAUAAUAAAUUAUCUCUCGCAAGGAAGGAAGAAAAGGAACUGCUAUGAGGAGAAGUUUGGAGGUGCACAGCUGCCAGCCAUUUCGUAUGGCGUCUCCAUCGGAGGAAGCAUCCACAGUAAUGGCAUGCACAACGUGAACAAGAACGCUAGCAACACGGGCUGCACGAACCAGAUGCUCGAUUUAGACGAACUCGCUGCCUCCAAAAUUUUCAACCCGUUUGCUUUUCACCAUAAUGAAUACAAAAGCCAGGAGGUGGGGACAAACCAGCAGCAGAGGAUGCCACAAAUGCAGCGCAUCAGCCAAGACGGGGUUGACAAAAAUGAGGAGAUAGACACGUGGAAGGAUGGCAUUGUUAUGUUCAGGAAUGACCACAUGGCUAGCUCUGUUGGGAACAACGAGAGGGACGGAGACUUCAGCGGCGUCAACUAUAUGAGGGGCGUUGGAGGUGAUGACGCGGCGAAUGGUUAUUCCUCCAGCGGGUAUGCCACCAACGGGUAUGCCGCCAACGGGUAUGCCGCCAACGGGUAUGCCGCUAACGGGUAUGCCGCCAACGGGUUUUCCGCCAACGGGUUUUCCGCCAACGGGUUUUCCGCCAACCCAUUUGCAACCAACGGAUUCGCGUCGAGCGACGGGGCGAGAGCAUUCCCAACGAUCGACCACUUCGGCCGCAGAGGCUAUGGAAAGAGCGAGAUGUUUCUCCCCUCAAGUCAUGGCAAAAAUUGGAACAGCGCAAAGGAGACCAUUCCGAAUGCGGCCAUGUCAAAAGUGACCACGUCAAACGUGACCACGUCAAACGUGACCACUCCAAAAGUAACCACUUCAAACGUGAUCACUCCAAAAGUAACCACUUCAAACGUGAACACUUCAAACGUGACCACAUCAAUCCUGACGACUUCCAAUGUGGCACCCACACACCAGAUGCAGAAAAAACUAGGGAGUAGCGUCACCAUGGGGAAGGAAAAAAAUGCAAAGCUGAAUUUGCGAGAAGGAGCAGGCGCUGAACUAAACGACAGCAGCAUGAACGUGGACAUAAAUUUCCCAUUCAGUAGUGACAAGUCGGACUUUCUCAAAAAAAUAAAAUGCUUAAUAUCGAAGGAGUUACAGUAUAGCGAAACGAAAAACACACACUCGAACGUAAAAAAUGUGAACCACAUGAAUUGGUGUAGUGAAAAUAAUUAUCCGUUUAAAAAAAAUACCCACAUGAGUGACUCCUUACCAUCAGCAUCGAAUUACAACACGUGCGUUCCAGAUAUACACAAUCUCACUUUUCUAUACAAUAAUAAUAUAGAGAGCAAUAACAGCAGAUGGUUUGAUGAGGUGAACAGUGGGAACAACGUCGGUGUCAGGAAUGGAGAGGUGACGGAUGAAAAUGGAUAUGUGCGACUAAAUAUGGACCUUUCUACUUAUAAAAAGGAAGGAAAUAAUGAACAGAACAUUUGGAACGCGAAUGCUAACUUGAACGAAUUUGUCUACCCGAUGAUGUCCCACGGGUGGAUGAACGAGCAGAAGAGCGGCGACUUCUUUGGUGUGUCCAAGUCCGUCAAUUUGAGCAGCCUCAACUAA